AUGUUUGUUUUCGCUCCAAGAACCCUAUCCCCUUCUCUGUUCUUCCACAAUCCAAUUCUCCAAAAUCCUAAGCCGACGAUCAAUUUGAGCCUCAAAUCGGAGAUUCAGAUUGAGAGAGGCCUCGAAUUCGAGACCGGCGAGUCGUUUUUCCGCCGCGAGAGCGCCGCGGGCCGCGACCUCGGCGUCCUCGCGGCGUCGCUCUACAGGAAAUCCAAGGGCAAAUUGCGAGUUCUCGACGGGCUCUGUGGGUGCGGAAUCCGGUCGCUCCGGUACCUCGUCGAGGCCGAGGCGGAUUUCGUGUUGGCGAACGAUGCGAACGACGAGAAUCGGGGAGUAAUCUGCCGGAACUUGGCGCAGGUGCCGAGGGGUUUUGGCGAUGAGCGGAGGUGGACGGUGACGAAUUUUGAGGCGAACCGGGUCAUGACGGAGUGUUAUCUUCAAAGAGAUUUCUUUGAUUUGAUUGAUGUCGAUUCGUUCGGGAGCGAUUCGUCGUUCUUGAGGUCGGCGAUGAAUGCUCUGCGAUUGGGUGGCUUGCUUUACGUUACUUCCACCGACGGUUUCUCGUCAGGUGGUCAUAGACCUUAUCAUUCUUUAGCUGCAUAUGGAGCGUAUAUUCAACCAAUGCCGUAUUCGAAUGAGAUCGGACUGCGAAUGCUUAUAGGCGGGGCUGUCAGGGAAGCUUCUGUGUUGGGCUAUCGUGUUGCUCCACUGUUUUCGUAUUAUUCAUAUCACGGACCAGUUUUCAGAGUCAUGCUUAGAGUAAAUCGUGGGAAGCUUCCAGAUAACAGGAAUUAUGGCUUCAUUAGCUAUUGUCACCAAUGUGGAAACUCCCAAGCAUUUUCAUGGGAUGAACUUGGUCAGAUCAGUUGCCCAUGCAGCGGUUCUAAGUCGGUCAUCGUCUCAGGGCCACUUUGGACAGGACCUCUCCACGAGGCCUCCUAUCUUACAGAAAUGUUAAAUUUGGCUGGGGCAUGGGGAUGGGCAGGCAAAGACACAGGGACAGAAACUGAUACUGGGAAGCUUUUGAAACAAAUGUUGGAUGAAAGUGAUCCCCGAUUGCCAUUUGGGUUCAUAAAAUUGGAUGAGGUGGCAAGCCGGGCAAAAAUAAAUUCUCCACCACUAAGGAUCGUAAUGGAAACCAUACAAAAGGAAAAUAAACCUCGUGAGAAAAUUUCUUUGGUACGGGAGAUGGUCGCCCAAGAAGGUUAUGCUGUUAGUAGGUCGCACAUUUGCUCUAAUGCAAUAAAGACAGAUUGUCCCAUGACAGAAUGCAUAAGAAUCGCCAAGGAAUUACAGCAAUGUGACUCGGCUGCAGCUGUCAACUUGUAGACUAAUGUUGGCGGCAAAUGUUGCGCCUGUUCUUGCACAAGCUCAAAUAUGCAGGCUAUCGUUUUCGUCUAAUUGCGAAGAGUUCAUAUGAUAUAUUGUUGGAGGUUUAGAGCCCGUUUAAUUCGCUGUUUCGAGUUUUUAAUUCGAGUUGAGAUGCGAUUUUAUG
This is a messenger RNA of Morus notabilis, 1495 nucleotides long. RefSeq names its product tRNA (guanine(26)-N(2))-dimethyltransferase. The transcript is spliced from 7 exons. Bases 1 to 1329 code for a protein of 442 amino acids. Gene Ontology annotation, cellular component: nucleus. NCBI's taxonomy places the organism in Eukaryota, Viridiplantae, Streptophyta, Magnoliopsida, Rosales, Moraceae. Gene Ontology annotation, molecular function: RNA binding. The record is from RefSeq and is a predicted model, not a curated record. Gene Ontology annotation, biological process: tRNA N2-guanine methylation.